CCUAAAAAGGUUCCAUCCCCCACCUUUUUCCAAAACCCAAAAGCGGGACAUGAAGGUUUUGAAACUUUCUUGAAGAAAUCUAGAGAAAUUCUUCCCCCAAAUUGGAGACUAAAAGACUAUGGAUUCUUCUCGCCUAUUCAAUCUUCUCCUCCUCCUCCUCUGUUUCGCCGGUGCCGUCGCCGUCGCCGCAGAAGCAGGAUCAACGCGCCGCCCUGGAUUUCUCUUCUCAAGAACCAGAGGAAGAUGCACUGCACAGUUCUGGAGUAGCGGGAGAGAGGCUUGGCCGCGGAUGGCGCCGGAAUCGGCGACGGUUGCGAAGAUUUUCGGAUCGAGAGCUCAUGAACGGUACGGAUCUGAGAUGACGUUAAUGGAAGCGGCGGCUGCAACGGUGGCGGCGGCGGAUGAAGAAGAGGAGGCGUUCGGUAGAGUAGUGAAGGAAGCAACUGUAGCAUUGUUGAAUUCGUAUGCUAGAAGAAGGGAGUUUCCAUAUUCGGCUUGGGAAGUGAAGACAUUGUUCAUCAAAGCAUUGGUUUCUAAAGAGGCCGCUGUUCUUCAGUCUCGACGUUUUGCUUUUGCUAAUGAGUCUUGUAAUUAGCUACUAGUCUCAUGAGACAAUCGUUAACCGUCGUUUGCUUUAUUAAGGUUUAGGAGUGCUCGGGAUAGAUAAAUGUUGGAGGAUUAGAUGGAUUGUCUCGCCAAACAAGUUGAUAAUCUUUAUCAAUAGAUAGAUGUUUGACCAAGUUUGUAAUUGUUGCUGUAAUGAUUUGUGUUAUAUCAAAUUAACGAAAAAAGCCAAAAGCGUAAAGUAUAAAAGUUGCUACACAA
Benincasa hispida (wax gourd) is the source of this 825-nucleotide messenger RNA. RefSeq names its product pollen Ole e I family allergen protein. NCBI's taxonomy places the organism in Eukaryota, Viridiplantae, Streptophyta, Magnoliopsida, Cucurbitales, Cucurbitaceae. The record is from RefSeq and is a predicted model, not a curated record.